Zygosaccharomyces rouxii is the source of this 2787-nucleotide messenger RNA. It is a transcript of the gene CNM67, whose product is annotated as Cnm67p. Lineage: Eukaryota; Fungi; Ascomycota; Saccharomycetes; Saccharomycetales; Saccharomycetaceae. The transcript has a single exon. The coding region runs from base 1 to 2787 and encodes 928 amino acids. The record is from RefSeq and is a predicted model, not a curated record.
AUGAGCUACCUAGAAAAGAGAAUCUCUUCCCAUAGCGGGUUACCCACAAGAGAAGAAGUGGAAGAAGAACAGAAAUUCGAUUUCACCCGUGGUCAAAAUUCUGAGUAUAACUAUUCUAUGUUUGGAGCUGCUGGUAGUCCCAAACAGGGCAAUCCUUGGAGUUUUAUUGACGUCAUUAACCCAAAGAAACAUGCACUAGCCUUUGCCAAAGAAUUGGAUAAUAAAAGAGGCAUACCGAUUGACAACAGCAAAGAUAAUACGGAUGAUAGUAAUGGAAGUGGUAAUACUAACAAUACAAUUACGAACACAAAUGAAUUUACAGGAGAUGGGUCAUCACAGUCAACUAUAAGAAGACUUCCAUCGGGUGCUAAACCUACUUCUACUGGGCAUACGAUUCAGGCAACGACGCCAGUCAAAUCGAGCGCUAAUAAUGCAAACCCUAAUGAACAACAAAAUUUAAGCGAUGUAGUGGGUCAGUCUACACCGUUGACUCUGGAGAAAAAUCGGAGACCUGCUACUCAAAAUUCUGACGAUGCUAAAGAUUAUGAUGGGUUGGUUAAAGAGACACAUUGGCUUCAUGAGGAAAUUGCACAGUUGAAGGAUCAAUUAUUGCGUUCUGAAUCUCAGAAAGUGGAAAAAGAUGCUAAGAUUGUAGAAUUGGGUGAAUCCUUGCAAAAUAAAUCUUCCAGUUUACAAAAUAAUCUAAGGGAAAAGGAAAAUAGUAUUAGUACUUUACAAGAUGAAAUAAAGAAGUUGAAAGAACAAUGGGCAAUUGGUAACAAAAGAAAUGAAAGUGAAAUGGACAAAAAACUACAACUAAUUCAAGAAAUGGAGCGGCGUAGUCAAGAAGCAAUUCAAGAGUUAAAACUAUCUCAUCAAAGAGACCAAGAUUCCCUGAAUGAAAAAUUGAAAAAACUGGAUACUAAUUGGCACGAAAAUUUGGAAAAUGAAAAACAAAAGUUGAUAGCAGAUAUCGAUAGUUUAGAGGCAGAAUACGAUAAUAAGACAACAGAAUUCCAAAACACUAUCAAGGAAAAAAUACAACAGUUAGAAGUAAGUGACGAGGCCCUACGUAAGAAAACACAAGAAUUAGACUCUCUUCGAAAUGAUAUGUGUAAAAAAAACGAUGAAUUGGCUAAUAAAUUGGAAGAAUUAGAAGAAGUACGGAAAAAUUUGAAAGAUAAAGAUUCUGAACUGGCUGGAAAAAGUAAGGAACUACAAGAAUUACAAUCCAAGUGCGAACAAAGGGAGCGUAACCUACAAAAUGAUUUGAAAUCUAAAGAUGAACGAAUCAACGUGUUAUCAGAUCUUUUAAAACAAAGAGAUCAAAAUAUUAGUCACAAAGAUGAACGAAUCACCGAAUUAUCAGAUCUUUUAAAACAAAGAGAUCAAGAUAUUAGUCACAAAGAUGAAGAAAAUCGCCAAAAAGUUAGGGAACUGAAAGCUCUUGAGGCCAAAUUUUCUGAGAAAAAUGAUGAAUUCUCACGGAAAUCUAAAGAUUUCGAUCUUUUACAAGAAUCGAGAAAGGAGGUAUUAAGCGCCAAGUCACAAGUGGAACAACAAUUAAGAAAGUCAGAAAUUCAAACUAAAAAAGUUGAAGAUCGUUUCCAUAGACAACGCAUGGAUUACAAUGAACAGAUUAAACAGUUGCAGCAGAGUCUUGAGGAUGAAAAGAAACGUCAUGAUAAUCUAAAGGAUAAGAUGAAAGAAGUGGAUCAAUUUGCCCAAUACAUAGAAGAUUUAGAAUUGUUCGAAAUAAAAUUGGGCAACCUCAUCGUGGAUACUUUUAAAAAAAGCCAUGAAACUAAAAAUCUCGAUCCUUUCUUUAUUGAUACUUUUAAAGACGUAAUAGGUUUCCGUACUAAGCAACAGGAUAAAUCAUUUCAAGAUUUGCAAUCUAAAAUCGACGCUCUCGAACUAAAGAAUCAAGAAUUGAUAAUUCAAAUUGAGCAUCAAUGGAAAUCAAAAGUCGAAAGUGAACAUCAAGAAUUAGAACAACACAAAUACGAAUUGGAGCAAUUACAGAAGAGGUUCAAGAAUACGGAAGAUAAGCUAGCUACCACCCAGGCCAAGUUGGAAAUUUAUCAGGAGGAGAAGUCUGUUCUUCUCAAGGAAAAGGAAUCGGUACUCCAAAGCAACGUGGCGCUCAAUGAAGAAUUUGCCAACUACAAAUCCAAUUCAUUAAACAAGGAUCAAGAAAGGUUUUUAGAACUUGUAGGGAAAAUAGAAGAACAAACAGAAUUGAUCCGCAAAUUACAAGAUGAUAUCAAGAAUUCAACUGAAACCACGGGUCAAUUGGAAAGUCAAUUGGAAAUCUUACACAAAGAGUUUGAUUCGAAAUCGUCAGAAUUAGACGAAUUGCACUCGUCAGUGUAUAAACUAAAAGGUGAUCCAUCCAGAAAGAUUACUUUUGAAGUUGCUCGUCGUUCAAGACCCGAUAUCAAUGCAAUUACUUACGAAAAUUUAAUGGUCAACAAAGUAGAUUCGAUCGAUAUGGUUGAAUUACAGAAUAUCGUUAAAAAUUUAAUCCUUUUGUUAGAUAUCCCAUUUAACAAAUUGACUAAAAAGAGUCCAUUGGUGGCCAUAUAUUUGAAGUACGAACGUCCCAUAUUUUCACAUUUUGCUAAUAGAUUACAUUACCAAAUGUUCAAUGAACCCAUUGAUAUGAAACGAUUUGCAAAUGAAGCCUACGGGCAGUAUACAGAGGAUCAUGACAUGAGAGCUAUUAAACAUCCACUACAGAGCUGUCUCGACAAUUUGUACCAGAGAUUGGUCUCCAAGAUAUGA